Messenger RNA from Scheffersomyces stipitis CBS 6054, 1743 nucleotides. It is a transcript of the gene IMH3, whose product is annotated as IMP dehydrogenase. Gene Ontology annotation, molecular function: IMP dehydrogenase activity. The coding region runs from base 61 to 1635 and encodes 524 amino acids. Lineage: Eukaryota; Fungi; Ascomycota; Pichiomycetes; Serinales; Debaryomycetaceae. The record is from RefSeq and is a predicted model, not a curated record. The transcript has 2 exons. Gene Ontology annotation, cellular component: cytoplasm. Gene Ontology annotation, biological process: GTP biosynthetic process.
GACAUAUACCAUAUUCUUGUAGGAACCAACUUUUACAGUAUAAUCAAUCUCAAAUCCACAAUGUCUGCUCAAAUCUUGGAUGCCACCAAAGCCACUUCCUACUUGAAAGAGUACCCAAAGAAGGACGGUUUGACCAUCAAGCAAUUGAUUGACUCAGCCAACUUCGGUGGUUUGACCUACAACGAUUUCUUGAUCUUGCCAGGUUUGAUCAACUUCCCAUCUUCUGCUGUCUCCUUGGAAACUAAGUUGACUAAGAAGAUUUCCAUCAAGUCUCCAUUUGUGUCUUCUCCUAUGGACACUGUCACUGAAGAAAGCAUGGCCAUCCACAUGGCCCUUUUGGGUGGUAUUGGUAUUAUCCACCACAACUGUACACCUGAGGAACAGGCUGAGAUGGUCAGAAAGGUCAAGAAAUACGAAAACGGUUUCAUUAACGAUCCUGUCGUUAUUAAGCCAGACGUCACUGUUGGUGAAGUCAGAGCCAUGAAGGAACGUUUGGGUUUCACUUCCUUCCCAGUUACUGAAAACGGUAAAGUUGGUGGAAAAUUGCUCGGUAUUGUCACUUCUCGUGAUGUUCAAUUCCACGAAGACAGUUCGAGUCCAGUUUCUGAAGUUAUGACCAAAGACUUGACUGUUGGUAAGCAAGGCAUUGAAUUGGUUGAAGGUAACGAAUUGUUGAGAGCCUCUAAGAAGGGUAAGUUGCCAAUUGUUGACUCCGAUGGCAACUUGGUUUCUUUGAUUUCCAGAACCGAUUUGCAAAAGAACCAAAACUAUCCAGAUGCUUCUAAGUCCUUCCACUCUAAGCAGUUGUUGUGUGGUGCUGCUAUCGGUACCAUUGAAGCUGACAGAGAAAGAUUGGACAAGUUGGUUGAAGCUGGCUUGGAUGUUGUCGUCUUGGACUCUUCUAAUGGUACCUCUGUUUUCCAAAUUGACAUGCUCAAGUGGAUCAAGAACAAGUACCCAGACUUGCAAGUCAUUGCCGGUAACGUUGUCACCAGAGAACAAGCUGCCAUCUUAAUUGAGGCUGGUGCCGAUGCCUUAAGAAUUGGUAUGGGUUCUGGUUCUAUCUGUAUCACCCAAGAAGUCAUGGCAUGUGGUAGACCACAAGGUACUGCUGUUUACAACGUCACCGAGUUUGCAAACAAGUUCGGUGUUCCAUGUAUUGCUGACGGUGGUAUUGGUAAUAUUGGUCACAUCACCAAGGCUUUGGCUUUAGGUGCUUCCACUGUCAUGAUGGGUGGUUUGUUGGCUGGUACUGCCGAGACUCCAGGUGACUACUACUACAGAGAUGGUAAGAGAUUGAAGACUUACAGAGGUAUGGGUUCUAUUGAUGCUAUGCAACAGACCAACACCAACGCCAAUGCUUCUACCUCGAGAUACUUCUCUGAAUCCGACAAGGUCUUGGUUGCUCAGGGUGUUUCUGGUGCUGUUGUCGACAAGGGUUCUGUGACCAAGUUUGUUCCAUACUUGUUCAACGGUUUGCAACACUCUUUGCAAGACAUUGGUGUCCAAUCCUUGGGUGAAAUGAGAACCAAGGUCGACAACUACGAAAUCGCAUUUGAGUUCAGAACUGCUUCUGCUCAAUUCGAAGGUGGUGUCCACGGCUUGCACUCCUAUGAAAAGAGAUUACACAACUAAGUUAUGUAGGCUUAUUAGGUAGUUUUCUCUUUUAUUUUGUCAUAUGUGCUAUAGAAAAAUUAGUACCCAUUGUACUUUAGUUAAUAAUCAGAUGAUUUCAUGUUAUAG